Molecule: messenger RNA, 1442 nt
Organism: Olea europaea var. sylvestris
Lineage: Eukaryota; Viridiplantae; Streptophyta; Magnoliopsida; Lamiales; Oleaceae
Product: translin
Exons: 8
Coding region: 433-1170 (245 amino acids)
Biological process (GO): RNA metabolic process
Cellular component (GO): cytoplasm; nucleus
Molecular function (GO): single-stranded DNA binding; sequence-specific DNA binding; RNA binding
Source: RefSeq, a predicted model, not a curated record
CCGUCAUCGCCAUGUACUGUCAAAGCUGGGGCCUAAUUUGCUAUCUGCCUAUCUCCUAUUCCCACUUAAUACCAUGACAUUCUCGUAGUACGCCAAGGCUGAAGACACUCCUUAUGAUCCGUGACGCUAGGCAACAAAUAAAACUGAACUGUGACCUCUUUUAAACGUCGUCGUCACAUCCUUAAUUACGUCCCGCCGGACGCCAAACUCGGAUUCCAUGACAAUAAUAUCCAUUUUGGUUCCACACAUUAUACGGUCCAUCCCUCUCUCUACUCGGCGAUUCCCUCUUCUCUCUCACUUUGCUAAAAGUCGGUUGACAAAAUUUCAGUUUUUAGGUUACUGUAGCUGUCAACAUAACCCCUCACUUUUCUUCUGAAAUACGUAGCCAUUUUGCCAGUUUGUUAUCACUCUCCCUAUACUUCUUUCAAAUCAAUGGCGGACGGGGAGGGUGAAAUGCACAUGCAACAUUCACCAACAGUUGAAAAACUGGAGAUGCAGUUUGAGGAGUUGCGGAGCCAGCUGGAAGAUUCUGGCAAGUUACGCGAACGCAUUCGGGCUGUUGCUAUGGAAAUUGAGUCCACCACAUGGCUCAUGCACUCUAGCGUUCUCCUCAUCCACCACUCCAUCUCUAUCUCCGAUGUUAUAGAGAAGGCAAAGCAACAAAUUGGUGGUCUAAGGGAAUUAUAUAACAAGCUUGCAGAAAUUAUUCGUGAAUGUCCUGACCAGUAUUACAGGUAUCAUGGUGAUUGGCGGACUGAGACUCAGACUGUAGUGUCAUUGCUCUCCUUCAUACAUUGGUUAGAAACUGGGACUCUUCUACUGCACACUGAAGCUGAGGCGAAACUUGGAUUGAAUCCGACUGAGUUUGGACUUGAUGUCGAAGACUAUCUUAUCGGAAUUUGUUUUAUGUCCAAUGAAUUGCCGAGGUAUGUGGUGAACCAAGUGACUGCUGGGGAUUAUGAAUGUCCAAGAAAAGUUUUGAAGUUCUUGAAAGAUCUACAUGCUGCAUUUCGCAUGCUUAAUCUUAGGAAUGAUUUUUUGCGCAAGAAAUUUGAUGGAAUGAAGUAUGAUCUUAGAAGAGUUGAAGAAGUGUUCUACGAUGUGAAAAUUCGUGGCUUGGCGACCAAUGGAGAGUCGGCAGGCAAGGAAGGAGAUCAAGGACAAUCAUGAAUCAGGGUUGGCUUUCAACUCCUCUUGGUCUCAUUUUCCUUUGUGUUCUGUGUUCAUCACGUUUGUAUUGGAAAAAAGGAUGGGUUCAUCAAAAUUAACACAAAUCUUGGAUUGGAUCGAUUUUGCUAUGCACCAGUGACUUAAAAUGUUAGACUGAAAAUGCAUGUUUUAAAAUUUAUUGAGAAUGAUGCAAAUUUCUCUUUUCCUCUGAACAAUUUUAGCCUUGUAAAUAUCUGCAUUUACUUGCCGUUUACCAUUUUCACUAACACCAA